This is a messenger RNA of Daucus carota subsp. sativus, 1739 nucleotides long. RefSeq names its product cyclin-D3-1. The transcript is spliced from 4 exons. Gene Ontology annotation, biological process: regulation of cyclin-dependent protein serine/threonine kinase activity; mitotic cell cycle phase transition. Gene Ontology annotation, molecular function: cyclin-dependent protein serine/threonine kinase regulator activity. Gene Ontology annotation, cellular component: cytoplasm; cyclin-dependent protein kinase holoenzyme complex; nucleus. Bases 263 to 1495 code for a protein of 410 amino acids. The record is from RefSeq and is a predicted model, not a curated record. Lineage: Eukaryota; Viridiplantae; Streptophyta; Magnoliopsida; Apiales; Apiaceae.
UUUUUUCUUACUUUUAUCACGUGUUAUUCAACAAAAAUACUUUCCACUUUAGAUCCAGACCAUUUAAAUGUGUAUAUUGCUAGAGGAAAUACCUGCAAGUAAAGGCAAUAUUAUCUCCCACAAUUUAGCCUAAUUUUUUAUAUUUUUGUUAAUUCACAUGUCAUCUUAAGAUUGCAUUAGCAUCUUCAGACACUGUCAUUUUUACAUAUAAAUACAAGAUUUUGUGAAAUCAACAGAAACCAAGAGCCUUGCUUUUUUCAAGAUGGCAGUUUUAGAACAAAGUGAUCAUCAACUUGAGCAAGGAACAUUGUCUUUCUUGAUAGAAUCUUUGUUUUGUGAUGAACAAGUUGAGGUUGAGAGCUUAUUAGAAGGAGAGAUUAGUAAUAAAGAUUACAACUUUGUCGAAAAUUCGAGAAAUCAAACAAGCCCUCCUCUGGUUUUGGUGGAAAAUGAUUUGGCUUGGGAAGAUGAAGAGCUGGAUUCUCUGUUUUGUAAAGAAAGGCAAGCACAUUUCUGUUUUCUUGGUGAAACAAUGGGAUCUUGCUCUUUAAAUGUGGUGGAUAGAGGGAAUGCUGUGGAUUGGAUGCUAAAAGUGAGAGCCCAUUAUGGAUUCUCAGCUCUUACAGUAGUUUUGGCCAUGAAUUACUUUGAUAGAUUUGUCUCCGGUGUCGAGUUUCAAGAAGAUGAGCCCUGGAUGGUUCAGCUGGCUGCUGUCACUUGUCUGACACUGGCUGCAAAACUUGAGGAGACCCAAGUUCCCCUUCUACUUGACAUUCAAGUUGGAGAGUCAGAAUAUGUUUUCGAGGCUAAAACAAUUCAGAAUAUGGAGCUUCUGGUGAUGUCGACUCUCCGAUGGAGAAUGAGUGCAGUGACCCCACUCUCAUUUCUUGAUCACAUCACAAGGAGGCUUGGUUUAAAGAGUGAUCUCCACUGGGAGUUCUACAGAAAUUCUGAAACUCUCCUCCUAUCUGUUGUAGCAGAUUGGAGAUUCACAAGUUAUUUACCGUCUGUGCUGGCCACUGCAACAAUGCUUCAUGUUAUACAUCAAGUUGAGCCCUGCAAUGCCAUUGAAUAUCAGAAUCAGCUUCUGGCUAUUUUCAGAACCACCAAGGAGGAAAUUAAGGAAUGCUGUGAACUCGUUUCGUAUGUAUCAAACAGUUUUUACGUAAAUGGAAAUAAUUCUCAGAAGAGAAAGUAUGAAGAAAAUUUUGAAAUCCCAGGCGGCCUUAGCAAGACUACUGAUGCAUCUUUCAACACUAAAUCUAAGAUUCACAAGAGACAGUGUGAAGAAGAAAAAGAAGUAAAUUGUGAAAUCCCAAGCAGCCUUAGUGGGAUUACUGAUGCAUCUUUCAGCACUGCUAAUUCUGCAGAUAAUGAUAUUUCCAGUGCAUGGUCAGUUUCAUGUUCACCAGAGUCAGCAGUGAAACACCAAAUGAUUAAAAAACAGAAGUUGCACAUGCCAGCACUCAGAAGUUUGGCAAUGGAUAUCUUUUAAGUAUUUCUUCUAUGCUGAAAUUUUAGCACUUUGUAUAUAUGUAAUGGAAGUAGGGAAAGCAAGCAAAGUAGCUGGUUUAAAGAGAGAAAUGUUAUAGGUGUCUCAUAUUUUAUACUGUAUUUUCUAAUCUGAAAAUCACUAGUAUAGAUUUGAGACUAACAUUACUCUCUUUUUUAGUUUAUUUUGUAGUAUUGUUGUUGGUACUCGAUAUUCCAAUUCUUUAAUGCAAAGGCGUAUUACAGGA